GAUCGAGCCCGGCGCAGGCGGUCCGGGCGCCCGCUGCUUCCUCCGAGGUCACUCCUUCGCGGCCGCCCCCCGGCUCGGCGUGUGAGGCGUUUGAGCGCAGGACCAGCUCGUUCUGCUUCCAGUUGGACCAGCAGCAACGACGCAUUGCCUCCAGCCUCGAUAGAUCUUCGCGUGAAUGCGUGUUUCGUGAAGAAACUCUUCUAUUCGAAUCGUAUUUACAUUUUCCCGUGUGUGACCGCGUGUGGGUUCGCCAAGCAUGGAUUUCAUCCGCGCUUCUUCAUGUGUAGUUGUCGUGUGCUUGAUCUCCAGGAUCCUAGACUGUGCAUGUGUGAAAGUUUUAAUUUGGAAGUAAAAGAAUCAGAGACGUUCAGGAAACACAGUGAUCUGUUAACGAUUCUGUGUGAACCAUUCGUGUCGAGUUUACUCUAUUUGAUUACAUUUUAUUUGAGAAUCAGUAGCCAUAUAAACAGUGUGUUUAUGGGGCAGUAUAUUUAUCCAUCAAGUAGUGAAUGUGAAUAUUUUCACACCCCAAAAGAUUUAUCUGAAUGCUACCCCCCCCCCAACAAAAAAAACACAAUUGGACACAAUAUCAAGAGUCGAUGUCUUGAAUGAAAACUGAAUUGUGUGUGAAACAUUUUAAUCAUGUCUCAUCCCUACGGAAAUAAGUGUUGCACUAAAUUUACUCUCAAAAAUCUGUUGUAAGGAAUGAUUUUUAGAAAUAUCUUAUAUGGCUUCAUCCUCUCCUUUUCGUCCCAUUCUGCAAAGCCGUAUAAUUUCAUAAACUUCUUGAGACCAGCACAGAAAACUGCCCAUCAUGGUCCCUCAAGGAGCGAAGAGGAGACCGAGGAGCAAGUACUGGAAGAUGGCGAGGAGGCUUUGGAUUUGGGGCUGGGCGCUGAAGCUGGACUUUUGUAUAAUGGCACUCCAGUAGUUACAGUAAUCAGUCCUCAACAGUUACGCACUGUACCACCAGCUGAAAACAAAUUUAUACGCCGUGAUGGUUUGGCUCGAGAACCUUCGGUCCAAUCAGAUGUUACUUCCCAUGGUAGUCAUGGGUCCAGUGUUGAAUCGUACUUGGAGUCUCGCAAACCUGACCCUGAAGAGGUGUUGUUAAGUUUAGGGUUUGGGGGACCUGUGUCUUCAUUGGACAGUGAAGUUACUCGCAUUCCAAAAAGAUUUCUUCAGCCAUCAAAGGUGAAAGGAGUGGCCAUUAAGGAUUUCUUACGCCAUCAACAAGAACUCAUUGAAAAUUUUGAGACUGGUUUUUGUGGAUAUCGUGGGCUCUCAGGAGCUUCUGGUGCAAUGCCUUCUGUUAUUGUUGCUAAAAUAAUGGAAAAGCUUCGAGAACAUGAACGUGAUAGUGUUCACAGUACAGGAACAUCAGAAUAUGCCAGUUUGGUUACAACUCCACCUCCUGAAGUCGGUCGUCGCUUUUCUCAUCACAGUUCACUUCAUCACCAUCAUCACCACAGACACAUGCUGAAACGUGGAAGUGCACCAAGUAGUUCCUCUCCCUCACCCUCAUCACGUCAGAAUACAUCACUCAGUGUGCUUAAUGCUGACAAUCGUCGGUUUCUUGAAAGUCAGGGAAGUAAAUCACCAGAAGUUCCUAGAAAGAGAAUGAUAAUUGGCCAGCGUUCUUUCACAUUCGGGCGAGAUGGAGAUCUCAUUGAACUGGAAUCCCCUUCUGCAUCCAGCCGAGAAGAUUCUAGCCUAGGCCCAGUUCCUUUGCCUCCAUUAAAACCUCUUGUACAUAAAGAUUCUGUACUUUCUUCUGCUACUGACUUGAGUCUCACCAGUGUUGAUAGUGAUAGUGAUACUGAUGAACGAAGUGGAAGUUAUGAACUACAUCGAAGACUGCGUAUACCCCUACCACAAUCACCUCUGCCUGUUCUUGAUUCAGGGCAGAUACAUUCAUCCACACCUUACUCAGAAAAUCUGUCUUCUUCUGCAAAAAUAUCUAGUUUUCCAGAAUUCGAAACUGAAAAACUAGUUGGAACACCAACUCACAGGCCCCUUGGAAUAGGCAAACGAAUGUCUUCCACAAGUCUAAGCAGUUGGGAAUCUGAUGCUAAUAGUUCUCCUCUCCUUGUGGAGAACUCACAUGGGAGAGCUAAAUUCUCAGUAGGUGAUCCAGAAGAACACAGACAUAAAAGUAGUCAUUCCUUGCUUGGUAGCCUACCUAUAAGGUAUGAAUCCAUUGAAGAAGAUGUAGAAAUGAAAACAGAAAGUGAUGUAAGCAAGGAGUCAAGUUUUCCUCUGCCAAAUACCUCUGAAGACUCAAAAAGUAAUGAUGGUUUAGUGUUUAAUGUACAAACAGAAUGCUCAAAUGAAGAAACUCAAGAAAAUAAACAGGAAUCUGAUGAUUGUGUAUUUACACUUUCCCAACCAAGCUGCCCUACAUCAAAAGUUCCUAUUAGUGACGAGGUAACUAGUGCUCAAGGAAGAAGAGGUAGUCUGAAAAGGCAACAGAAUGUAGCUGAAGAAGAUGCAUUAGAACUCAUAUCAGAUUCUUCUACAGGUUGUCAAAAAAAUGAAUGUGGUUCAGAGUGUAAUAAUGAUGGUAAUCCAAAGUCUGAAGAUAUGUGUUUAGAAAAAUUAAGUAUUCUAUGUGAUAAUGGUUGUGAAUCAACUGAUCCCUAUAGAAAGUUCGAUAAUGAUCCUGAAUUGUUAAAUUCCGAGCAGAACUGCACUGAGAGUGAGGAUGGUCUCUCAGAUUUCGAGGGAAUAAUUCUACCACAGUUAGAAAUCAUUGAUGAGUGCCUCUUCAAGAAAGAUAAUGUAAACAGUGCUGAAAUUCAUGAAAAUGGCAUGGGUCAUUUACCAUUGUCUGAUGUAGAUGUUCAUUCCUGCUCAGGUGAUACUGGAUUAGAAGUUGCUGAAGGCAAUGAAUUGGUGAUAGCAUCUCCUCAUCUUCAAGUUUCAAGAGAUUUAAGAGGUGAUUCAUUUGAGAUGGAAGAAAUUGGUAAUGGGGAGGAUGAAGCUAAAAUAGUAACCUUGACAAGAGCACGAUCUGACAGCAGUGGGUUCCUGGAUGGUGAUAUUGAACGAUCAGAAAAUUCUGAAAGCAAAGCCUGGGAAAAGCAUAAAACAGUUGAAAAUGAGAGAUCUGCUAAUGUCAAUAGCACUUUGGAUGUGUUGACAGAUGUGAACAUUGAACCCCGUUUGAGAGGAGGCAGCACAGGAACUAUUGUGCCUGAUUCAGAGAAUAGUGUAGAGAAAUGUGAUGUAGGUAGUUUCACAAAACGUUUAAGCUUACCAGUAGUGUGUGUGAUCGAUGAAAGUGGUGGUCUAUUACAUUCUCGUAGUAACUCGGUACACUCUGAAAGCAGUGAUGAUACUAAUAGUAGUGGCAGCGGGAACGUUAAAAAGAGUCACAGGCGCAGAACACGUAGGAUUCACUCAGCCCCAGAACCACUUGCCCUGACCAGUAGUUGCAGCAGUGUUAGUAAUAUGUUUAGUUCAUGCAGUGAUGAGAGUGUUAUUCAUAUUGACCUCAAAGCUCAGUGUACACCCAUACAGCCUACUGCAGAAGGAAUAGCUUCAACUUUCAGGGCAAGCAAAGAUUUGCAAGAGCUCUUGGAAGAAUUAGCUGUUAGAGGAGUGAAUUUGCCACAAGAAUUUGAUUCUCCAUCUUUUUCUAGUCAACCAAGUUCUCAGUGUGCUCCUCUUCAGGCUGAUGCUGUACGUGCAGCUCUGAAUACUUACAGCAGUCAUCUGGGGGAAAGUAUGUCCACUUUACAAGCAAAUUCAGAAUUAUUAGAAUGUGUAGUUGAAGCACGUCGUGAACUUGAAAUUGUGCGAUAUAUUCGUGAACAAAUUGCAUCAGAGUUACGUAGAGUGGCAUCAUUGCUUGAAGAACAACCUGGUCCCAGGGCUGCUGCUAUUACUCGCCAGAUGACUGUUCUACUCCGAGAACAAACACGUCUUUGUCGUCAGCUUGAAGCAUUAGCCCAAGGAUAUGGGUCAGUGGACAGCUCUUUUACUAUUGAUAGCAUUCCGAGAACAUUUUCUGCUCCAAGCACUGUGACUACUGUGCCAUGUUGUAAUAGUGAAAGACUUUUAGGUGCUGUGCGAGAAGAGAAUCGUAGACUAGAACGUUUAGUGCAAGGACACUCUCAAGAACUAGCAGAAAUACGACUCUUGCUGAAAGAGCUUGUUUCUAAACAAAAUUAAUAAUACUUCUGGCAACAUAUUGUGAUUAAAAUUUGGAAAUGAAAAACAUUUAAAAUCACUCCGUUGAGAAUAAGUUGUGAUGGCACAUAUUUAUAUGAAUGUUAGAAUAUAUUUAUGUACUCAAGUCUAAGCUCUUCCCGUUAUGCAUUUAUUGUGUAUUAUUUUAAAUGGGAAAAUGUAUAUUUUUAUGGAACAUGGUUUAAAUUGUAAUGUAUAAUGUGAUCCAGAUCAUGUAUAAUUAAUUAUUUUAAGUUAUUAUUGUUGAAAAUUGUUUAUUUGCCAAAACUGUUAAUUUUUUUUAAUGGAAAUUAUGUACACAUGUAGGGGGAUGAUUACUCAGCAGGUGUUGUAGAGACAUCUGUUGGCGAAAGUCAGAACUUGAUAACAAUUUACUCCUCGAGUCAGCUAGGCAACUAGACAUGCAUAUUAUAAUGGUACCGAUAAAAAGAGCAAAGAAGAAAACAGUAAGAAGGAUCAAUGUUAAAUAAUCAAAUGGCUGUGUUUUAAUUAAGUGUAAAUAUUUUUUACUGGAAAAUUAAAAGAAGUGAAUUUAAUUUGUUGUACUUACCUGACUUGUGUAUUGUUUACUUUCAUUUGAAACUGUUGUGCUCAUUUGUACUCAUUUCUGCUAUCCCCUGUUACUCCCUGGUACAAGUACGAAGGAAAAGAGAAACAUUUUUGCUUUUACUUUCAUCUUCAAAUAAGUAAAAGACAUGCCGAUUAUUGUGAAAGAUUAUACAUGGAGACAAACAAAUGAAAUUGUUGUUGUUCAGGUUCCUUUGAAGGGUGUUCCUUACACAAAAGCUGAUGUAUUCACUUUUGAAAAUUAUAUUAAGCAAAAGAAAGUUAAAGAGAAACAUGACAUCUUUAUUGAUAAAAUAUUAACAAAAAAUAAUGAACCAGAAUGUGUUCCCUUACCUCGAGAGAUGGGACGCAUAAAUAUAUCAUUUACUCCUAGGGAGUUUCCUACACCAAGCAGAGAAAGUUAUCGUGCAGAAGAGGAAGAGUGGUUGAAGAAUCAGGCAGAAGCAAGAAGAGCAUGUGGAUUUGUAGCUGCAGAUCUAAAACCAGAGGAACAGAAUCCAAUUUGGCUGAAAGAUAAGGGCGAUUCAUUCUUUCAAAUGGGAAAUUACUUGGGUGCAAUCAGUGCUUACAGCCAUGCUAUAAAAAUUGGAAGUACACUACCUGCAAUCUAUUCUAAUCGAGCAGCAGCUCAUCUUGCUAUUGGAAAUUAUUACAAGGCACAUGAAGAUAGUUCUAGGGCUUUGGAUCUUUUGACUCCAUGUGUGUCCCUAAAUGCAAAAUCGAGAGCAAGAUGUUUUGUUCGUCGAGCUACUGCUUUAUGUCACCUAGGUGCACCUGAAAAUGCAUUGAAAGAUUUGGAAAAAGCACAAGCCCUCGCUCCUGAAACAAGUCUUAUAGAGGAUAUUGAAAGGGUUCGCAUCAUGAUUGAUAAGUUAUCUACUGGCAAGGAAGAAUCUAUUGCUGCUGUUUGCGAAUUUUAUCCCAAAGAUGCUUGCCAUAAUAAGGAAUGUCCAUUUUUACACAUCGACCCUGAAAGCAAAAUUAAAGACUGUCCGUGGUAUGACAGAGGAUUUUGUAGACACGGUCCUAAUUGUAGACAUAGGCAUGUUAGACGUGUAUUAUGUAUGAACUACCUUGCUGGAUUUUGUCUUGAUGGGCCUGAUUGCAAAUUUAUGCAUCCAAGAUUUGAACUCCCAGCAACUGAUGUUCAACAAAAAGAUGGCAAAAAAUUAGUUAUAACUUGUCAUUAUUGUGGAGAGACUGGACACAAAGCAUUGUAUUGUAAUAAAAUGCCACCAGAAAUGAAAGAAGCUAAGAAUUUGAUGUAUGUAUCUAAAGAUGGGGAUGAUUCUCUUCCGAAACCACCACAGAAACCGUUAGAAGAGGUUACGUGUUUUAAAUGUGGUUGUAAAGGUCAUUAUGCAAACAAGUGUCCAAAGGGUCAUUUAGCUUUCCUUAGUCAAAGUCAGAACUCUUCCACUGGGAAGAAAGAUGAUUGACAUGUUCAUAUACAAGAGAAUCAAGGAAAGCAUAUCAUGCGUGAAAGUGAUUCUAUUGUUGCAUAUAAUUUACAGACACCAACUACCUGUUGUGCUAUGAGGCCAUCAAUGAGCGUUAUGGUGAAGUACCUGUAAUAUUACUUGAUACAGGGGUUGUAUCAUGUCCUGUGGGUAUGAGAUGUUCAUAAUUUACAUUUGUAUUGUACACAGAUGUCUCUUAUUUUAUAGUGUAAACAGCUAAUUGUGUAAAUGGAUAAUAUAUUUUAUGUUAGAUUGAGUUAGCAAGUACUUUUAUGUACAUGUUUUUCAGUUUUAAAAAUUACUUGCAAAACUCAGAUGAAUAUUCUCAUAUUGAAAUGUGUGUGUGAUUAAUGUCAAACUGAAAUGUAACAUUUUCUUAUAAAUUAAUCACUCCAACUGUUCUUGUUCAUUAUUCUUGUGAUUGAUAAUGAAAUGCUUGAUACAUUUAUUUUGUCCUUCACAAUUACCAUAAAUUGCUACAUGGUAUGAACUGCACUAAUGUCAGAAACAAUUAUUCUCUGCAGUUAUGAUACGGGAAGCAUUUCAGGGGAACAGUGUUGGUUUCUCUGUUUGUUUAUUUUUGAAAUUGUUUGUAAUUAAUUUCUUUAAAAUGAAAACCCCUCAGAUGAAAUUAAACAUUUUAAUUUUCAAAGGGAAUAGUGCUUCAGACAUGAUAUAUACAUGGUAAUUUUUUUUAAUACAUUAAAAUUUCAGAAAAUAUUUGCCUAUGUGAGGGUAGAAGGGUUGCCCCUCACAUUCACCUUUAAUUCUCUGCAGGAAAACUAAUUGAGAUAUUCACAAUGUUAUAAGUACGUCUGGGUUUAGUCUAGCCUUCAAUCUAAAUGUCAAUGUUAAGAGAUGAUGUAUUAUUUGAGAAAAUGUUGAGAGCAUAUUAAUUAAUUUCAAUAUGCAUUUGUAACAAAUUCCUAGUUCAACACACCUUUGCUCAUCUCACAACAUAUGAUUUCAAUGGAUGCAAUUUGUGUUUAGGGACACCUGCAUUUUUAUCAUGAAGUGUUUUCACUAGUUCAUGAUCUUCAUAUUUGAAAACAGAAGAACAGAAGUGAAAUAAUUGGAAGAGUGGGUGUUACAUUGUAUAGAGUUGUUGGAAGUUUUCAGUAUUGAGAUCAUUCUUUCAAUCCUAAGGUGAUUCAUGGUCAUAGGACCAAUAAUAUUGUAGGUGUUUUGAAUGAUUUGAUGUAUAUUAAGGAUAUGGAGUGCUAUCUUUCUCCCUCAGGAAUGGGUCAGGCUUUGCUCCUGGACAGGCAAGAAAGGUAUAAAAUCAUUACACCCACACAUUUUCAAUCAGGCAGAGAAAUCUUAUGGAAGCGUGGAUGAAUUUAAAUAUCAUGUUUACCAGAAGGAAAAAUAAAAACAGAAGUAAAAUCUUCUCAAGCCUCUACUAAUUAAUAUUGUUCUGUAAGGGGCAUUUUUCAGAAGAGGAACGUGCAGAUAUGUUAAAGAGGAUGACUACAAUAAUAAAACUAUUGUAUAGGACUCGUGUUUAUACAAAACACAUAUUACCAAGUAAAGGUGAAAACAAACUGAUGACCUGGCAAAAGGAAAAUCCUAAGGUGUUCAUUUGAAUAAAUAUGUGAACAUGAUCAUAGGUGAAUAAAAUACAAUUUGGUGUUGACCAACUUGUACAAUCUGAUAUAGUUUCUGAAAUAAAGUUCCAAAGAAUUAUGUGAUUAGGACACAUUAUGAAGGGGGACAAGAGUAGAUAACAAAAAUGGUAUUUUCUAUUGAAUUAAAGGGAAGAUAAAGACAUGGAGGUGACUGGAAGAUAUGGAAAGGUUUUGACAGGACAUUAGAGGUUCGGAGAAGGGCAAAGCAUAGAAACAAAUGUGCUAUUGUGAAAGAUGGCAAGGCUCACUGAAAGGACUGUAAUGCAACAAAAGAAUAAUCUGUAAUCUGUUACUGGGUACUUAGCUAUUUUAGUCUUGACACUAUAAUAUAAUUAUAACUAUUUUAUGUGAUGAUUAUGUUCAUGAAUUAACCAAGGAGACCACCGUCUUGGUCUGAUUUCUGCUUAAUUAUACUUUUUAUCCAAUCAACAUGUAACGGAGUAAAUUUAAUUUAUCCAAACCCUUAACAUAUUGGGAAGUAAAUGUGAGAUCAUAUUGAUUAAGACAAGUCAAUUUUUGAUUAGAAAAUGUUCAAUGUAACAAUGAAUUAUUAGUAUCAUUGCAAACUAUUUAACUAUUUAUCAGCUGGAGCGGUAUUAAAUUUUGCAAUUGACUUUGCUCUUCAUUCCUGUUGCAACAGUCAAUUUUUUUAUGUUGUGAAACAAAAAGAUGGUCAGUUUUUUCUUGGUGACACCUGAGGACUGAAGGUGUUUUACAUUCU
Messenger RNA from Gryllus bimaculatus (two-spotted cricket), 8570 nucleotides. The record is from the annotation of a GenBank genome assembly. Lineage: Eukaryota; Metazoa; Arthropoda; Insecta; Orthoptera; Gryllidae.